Molecule: messenger RNA, 3684 nt
Organism: Indicator indicator
Lineage: Eukaryota; Metazoa; Chordata; Aves; Piciformes; Indicatoridae
Gene: TTLL4
Product: tubulin tyrosine ligase like 4
Exons: 21
Biological process (GO): protein polyglutamylation; microtubule cytoskeleton organization
Cellular component (GO): cilium
Molecular function (GO): tubulin-glutamic acid ligase activity; tubulin binding
Source: RefSeq, a predicted model, not a curated record
AUGGUAACGGCUGGCAGUGCGGCGGCGGCGGUGCUGCUAAUGGCGGGGCCUAGGCGCUCUGGCGAGUACGUGACCCUCCCCUCCCCGAGUGUCACCCCCGGGAUCCUCUCGGGCGUGCGGUCCUUGCCUCCCGCCCCCGACACUCCUCAUCUCCGGGCCCCCGGCCCUUCCUGCCCCAGCGCCGUACCCCUAGCACCCACCUGGCCUGUGCCCGGGCCCUCGCCCCGAGGGGCGCCCGGUCACCUCCAGGCCAUCCAUAGCCUGAUCCUGUGUCCCCUUGGGGUGUGCCAGGCCGGGUCCCGUGCGGCUGAGCAGGCGUCACGGGGAUGCUCUGCGGCAAGGCCAAAAAGGAUGCUACUGUGCGUGACUGACCUGCUCAUGCCUCAUGUGCUAUGACUCCAUAUGGCCUCUGCAGGAGCAGAACAUGCUAACCUGUGCCCCAAACAGGAGACUACCAUCAAGCUCGAGUCAGGCACCCUUCCAGCAGGGAGAGCUCGGCCACACCAGGCUUGGCACCUUGCUCAGCAGCAGGCAAAACCUAUCUGGAAUUUACAGAGCAAGUAUGUGAGUGCUUUCCAGGAUCGUAGCCUGCUGCCCUCAGGGAUCCCUCUGCAGCAAUCCUGCUUCGUGUGCCCACCGUCACUAUGCCACACACACCCUGGUAAAGACAUCCUCCUGAGCCUCCCUCCAGACACUGGCUCUGCCACAGGAAGGCUGAUGUCUUCCUUGCUUAUGGAGCCCUGCCUGCUGCAUCCACUGAUGGAGGAACACUCUGGUCCUGGGGUCAAAGGCUCUGCCCUCAGCUCAGAUCAGCAGGCUUCCAACCCCUACAGACCAAUGCUCAAUACCAAUCCCUUCCUACGGCCAAGCAGUGCUAAAGUGCCUUUGCUGCAGUCACUGGAGAUGAAGAAGGUGAAAAACACCCACAGCUUCCCUGCUGCCUUAUGGCCCCAUUGCAGGGAAGGUGGAGACAGCUCCCCUGGCAGCCUAUUCGACAGAGCAGUGAAAAGCAGCAGCUUUGUGUUGGAGCAAACCGCAGUCCCCUCUCCUACCCUCGAGCCCAGCAGCAUGAUCCUUAGGAAGGAUCAGUGCUCUCAGGAGGUUUCUGAGAAGAGAAUCCACAGGGUGAAAGAAAAGGAGGCAGAGCUCAGUUUCACAGAGGCUGCACAGCAGCCACCUGGACAGACUGCCACACACAGCAGCUUUGGACACAAAGCUGAAAGCUCUGGGUUUAGGAACAUGGGCAGCCUGUGCAAAUCAAACAGCAGGUGGGGGCAGCAUAUCAUAGCACAGCUCACCCCAAAAGAAACCGUUGCUCCUCUGGACUCAGAGCUGGGUAGCUAUUGCCUUAAAGGUAACCUGAGCCUUCCAGGCACUUCUGGUGCUGCUGUGUGCACUGAGCGUGUCGGUGCCCAUCUCUCGGCCUUGCACACUGCCUCUCCUGACCCCAGCACUGACUGCUGGUUGCUGAGCCUGCACAGUGGGGACCAGGUGGCAAGAUCAGAGCCUCCACACCUUGCUGCCAUCUCUGAAGUGACAACCCAGAUGUCUACCAUCCAACUGGAGAAAGAGAAGAAACAGGCCCAGGCUGUGCUCCCGAGAAAUGUCACUGUUGAGCAAUCACUGCUGGAGCCAAGCCAUCCCCAGGAUGAAGCAGAGGAAGAGCUUCCUGAUGGCCUGGAUGAGAGCUGCAGUCAGGAGGAGGAUGAGGACAGUGACUCAGAUGCUUCCUCUGUCACUGGCGCAUCAUCCCAUGGCUCUGUGGCUCUUGUAUCCAGGAACUACAUUAAGUGCCUGGCCCAGCCCACUGAAGACCAGGAGAAAGUGCUCAAACCAGCUCUUGUCUGCAGUUUAUUCCCUAAUGUGCCUCCAACCAUCUACUUCAGUACUUGGGAUGAGAGAGUGGAAAAGUUGCCUUGGGAGCAGAGGAAGCUGCUGCGAUGGAAAAUGUGCACAGUCACGCCAAACAUAGUGAAGCAAACCGUCAGCAGGUCCCACUUCAGAGUCAGCAAAAAAAGCAAUGACUGGCUGGGUUGCUGGGGCCACCACAUGAAAUCUCCGAGCUUCAGAGCCAUCAGGGAGCACCAGAAGCUAAACCACUUCCCUGGGUCGUUUCAAAUCGGGAGGAAGGACCGUCUGUGGCGCAACCUGUUGAAGAUGCAAGCUCGCUGUGGGAAGAAGGAGUUUAACUUCUUUCCUCAGUCCUUCAUCCUGCCCCAGGACAUCAAAUUACUCAGGAAAGCGUGGGAGGAAGGAGCUAGCCGCCAAAAAUGGAUUGUAAAACCACCAGCAUCAGCAAGAGGCACUGGUAUCCAGGUUAUCCACAAAUGGAGCCAGCUCCCCAAAAGAAGACCACUGCUGGUACAGAGAUACCUGCACAAACCCUACCUCAUUGGUGGGAAGAAGUUCGACCUGAGGCUCUACGUUUAUGUCACUUGCUACGAUCCCCUUAGGGUCUACCUGUUCAAGGAUGGAUUGGUUCGCUUUGCUAGCUGCAAAUACUCCUCCUCGAUGAAAAGCCUCAGCAACAAGUUUGUGCACUUGACCAACUACAGUGUGAACAAGAAGAACACAGAGUACAAGUCCAACCUAGAUGAGACUGCUUGUCAGGGACAUAAAUGGGCACUCAAAGCUCUCUGGAGUUACCUGACCCAGAAGGGAGUUAAUAGCGAGGUCAUCUGGGAGAAGAUUAAAGACAUUGUUAUCAAAACCAUCAUUGCAUCUGAGCCCUACGUGAACAGCCUGGUGAAGAUGUAUGUGCGGCGGCCGUAUUGUUGCCAUGAGCUGUUUGGGUUUGAUAUUAUGCUGGAUGAAAACCUCAAGCCCUGGAUCUUAGAGGUCAACAUUUCCCCAAGCCUCCACUCCAACUCUCCGCUGGAUGUGAGCAUCAAGGGCCAAAUGAUUCGAGACCUCCUGAACCUUGCCGGCUUUGUUCUGCCCAGCACAGACAGUAUGGCCUCAAGGCCACAAGUCACAAAAAGUGACUCUACCUGCAGUCUGGGUGGUGCUUUGAAGGAGAAGCCGAAGGCAGCGUCUGAGCAUUUCAUAGCAGAGAAGAUGAAGAAGGCCUAUUACUUGAUGCAGAAGAUACCUGACCAGGAUUUUUAUUCUUCUGUCUUGGACAUCCUGACUCCAGAUGACGUUCGCAUCCUGGUGGAGACGGAGGAUGAGUAUUCCCGGCGUGGGCAGUUUGAGCGAGUGUUCCCCACCCACAUCUCCAUGCGCUACCUGCGCUUCUUUGAACAGCCUCGUUACUUCAACAUCCUGGUGACCCAGUGGGAACUCAAGUACUACUUGAAUAAACACAAAGGUCUGGAGCUACUGAAGAAUUGGUGUAUCAAAGGAUACCACACUGGAGCAGGGACUGGUUUGGCCGAGAUGUGGUCGUUGCCAAAAUCUAUUUUGCUCCAGAAGAGCAGCAUUCAAUCAAGUGGCUUCAGUAAACAGGAACUGGGCAAACUGGGCACACUCUUUCCUUCAGCUGGUGAGGACCUCACAAGAUGCCUGGAUCCCAGCCCUACUCAGAGCUUACCUCUCAACAACUACACUGGUGAAGACAACCAGAAACCUACUGUCUGCCUCUUGGACACCGCCCUGGUGAUGUGAUCAGACAGCCACGUCCCUCCCAGGGACACCUCAACCUACCUCAAAGGAAGAGACAGGAGCUGACUCCGGAGAGCAAGG